Messenger RNA from Phymastichus coffea, 8729 nucleotides. Its product is annotated as PDZ and LIM domain protein Zasp-like. Gene Ontology annotation, biological process: heart development; muscle structure development; actin cytoskeleton organization. Gene Ontology annotation, molecular function: actin binding; muscle alpha-actinin binding. The coding region runs from base 521 to 7030 and encodes 2169 amino acids. NCBI's taxonomy places the organism in Eukaryota, Metazoa, Arthropoda, Insecta, Hymenoptera, Eulophidae. Gene Ontology annotation, cellular component: Z disc; filamentous actin; stress fiber. The record is from RefSeq and is a predicted model, not a curated record. The transcript has 19 exons.
CGGAGAGGAGCGCGGAGAAAGUGCAGUCGGAUUGGCGCGCGCGUGCCCGCCGUGCAGCUGCCGGCGGCGGUGGCGGCGACGCAGCAGCGGAAGAAGCCAAGACGACGAAGAAGAAGCACAGCGGCACAGCGAGAAGUCGGAAAAGUAGGAGAGCCGCCGAAUGUCUCUCUCCUCUCCGGCUCUCGCGGCUCUCGUGGCUCUCGCGGGACGGGAGGGGAGAUGGGGGCGCGACGCGCAGGCGCGAGCCGUUCAAACGCGAGAGCGCGCUCAUGGAGCGGCCAGACGGCCCGUAGAUACCGACCAGCCGCGACAGACGACUGACCGCCCGAGCAGCCGCAGCCGCUUGCGAAGCGCUUCCUCGUUCUCGUUUUCGCACGUGCGGCCGUUCUCGCGCUUUCCCUGCGACUUGCCUUCCAUUCGCACGCGAGUGCCCCCGAGUUGUCCAGGCAGGAGACGCCGGCAGUGAGCGGACGACCGAUAUCACGACCACGACGACGAGGACGACGCGACGUCAGCAAGGAUGGCGCAGCUGAUCAGCAUCAAGCUGUCCCGCUUCGACGGUUCGCCCUGGGGCUUCCGGCUGCAGGGUGGCAAGGACUUCGGCACGCCUCUCGUCGUUCAGAAGGUGAAUAACGGCUCGCCAGCCGAGGCGGCUGGUCUGCGCGCGGGCGACGCGGUCAUCCGAGUCAACAGCACGGACAUGUUCAGCCUGAGGCACAAAGACGCUCAGGACGUGAUCGUCAGGGCCGGCAACAACUUCGAGAUGACCGUACAGAGGGGGAGCAGCACGUGGAGGCCGAGCGUGUCUCCGGUGACGGCCAGCAUUCCAUCGCCUCAGCCGACGAGGCCGGUAAGCAGCAUUUCCCCCGUCACGAAGACCUCCCUUGCUGCCAAAAAACAGGACGUUCGCCACAUUGGCAGCGGGCACAACUUCAGUCCCAAACCCUUCCUCAACGGCAUGUCCAAUGGCACCGUCAAGUCCAUCGUCAACAAGCAGUACAACAGUCCCGUCGGUAUGUACAGCGAGGAGACCAUCGCCGAAACCCUGUCGGCUCAGGCUGAAGUUCUGGCCGGUGGCGUCUUGGGCGUGAACUUCAAGAAAAACGAAAAGAACUACGACGCCCAGAACAGCGAGGUGUUCAAGAUGGUCCAGGAGGCCGACAAAGAGCCAAGAACACCGGAACCAGCAGCAGCAGCAGCAGCAGCAGCAGAGCCGUCGCAGCACAGUGGAGUGGCGACGCCAACGUCGCCGGCAUUGACGGGUCUGCGCCACGUGCAGGCGCCCGAGUCGAGACCGCCCUCGAGCCAGCCGUCACCCGGUCUCACUCCCGGACAGAACAUCUGUGCCGAGUGCGAGAGGCUCAUCGUUCCUAGUUGCCUGCAUUGUCCUUGCCGACUUCCGGCGCGGACGGACAACUUUCUGGGCGCGAGAUCGCCGACGGCCCUCGCAGCCAGCGACAGUCGGCCGAGCUUCCCCGGCGAGUCGGGCCAACAGCAGCCCAAGCCUGUCGACCCCCGAGAUGGCCAAAUUGUGUGCAGCAGCUGCGACUGCGUUAUCUACGGAGUCUUCGUCAGAAUAAAGGAGAAGAAUCUUCACGUGGAGUGCUUCAAGUGCGCGACCUGCGGCACCUCGCUCAAGAACGUCGGCUACUACAACAUCAACAACAAGCUCUACUGCGACAUCCACGCCAAACUCGUCGCCAGGCAGAACGCACCUCCCAACGUCGUACCCGUCACCGUGGCGCCAGGUCAGAGAGCUCCGGCAAACACCAUUUCUGCAGCCUUAUCGAGUCACGGAAGUUCGUCACCUCAGCCGUUCUCGAACAACCAGCAGCAAUGCCAGUAUCAGCACAGAAACGGCUACAACAGUCGCAUCUCCGGCAUACAAGACGAGUACGAGAGACCGGACUCGGUGAGCACUUGCGAGACGUACGAGUCGAAAACUUACACGAGUACGAUAACCAUCCAGACGACUGGCACUCAAGCCGACAAUGAAAGCUUCGAUUAUAACCGCAAUUUCACUAACGAUCAGUUUAACAAUAUGGACAACAAGCUGCACAAAUUAACCGAACAGCUGGACGAUUUCUCGUUUGACUCCGCCAAGCACAAGGAUCAGUUUGACUACUGCCCUAACAAAGAGAACAAUACGCCAGCUUACGUGCGAGCACUCAAGCCCAUUCGCCUUGGCAGCUCGCCCUUCGAUCAGCCCACUUUUCGGCCAGUUCAGGCACCAUCGACGCACAGCUUCUGCGGCCCGAAGCCCUUCAUCGGCUCCAGUGUCACGAACCAGAACUACUCAUCGCCGCCUAUUAUUAAUACCGGAAGCAGCAGCACUCUGCCUCGCCCUCAGAAUCUAUCUGUAACUGGUCGUUUCUCGACUCUGCCAAAGCCGAAGAGCUCUCCCUUCAACAGAGCCUUCAUCCGAUCCCCCAUAUACGUUGACACGUUGAACCUUCGAUGUGUCCUUCUGCCGAAAUAUCCCAUGGCCAAGAUAGAGUACUACGAAGAAGACAAACUAGAGAAACCGUAUUACGAGUACCGUUCUUACGAGUCGGUGCAGGAGGUUUGCCGUCCGAAGGCCCCCGAGAAGCCGCCGACUCCACGCAACUUCAGCCUGAAAAACACCACCUGGCCACCAACAAAGGCUAUCGAGGACAUUACAUACCCUACAGCUAGUCCAUUGUACAUAGAUCCCAAUUCACGGAUCGAUCCGCAAAUACGACAAGUGAACCUUGAGAGACGCGCCACAGUAGAGUCGGUAAUCAGCCGCGAACACACUCGACGCUGCAACAUCGCCGAGCAGCAGUACCAGAGUAGCGCCAUGGAUCAAUAUAGUUGUCCAGGGCCGCAGUAUCGGCGGGUCGAGCUAGUCGACGCGAGACAAUCUCGCGAGACGAGCCGGCGCUGCGAUCGGCCGGUGUCCAGAACUAGUUCGACCGACAGCGUGCGCAGAUCCUUGACUCCGACGAGGAUUACUCAGCCGGUGCCUCGCCCCUGGACGGCCACCGUCACCAGCGGCACCAAUCUCUAUGAGACCUCCUACGAGCAGAAGUCCGAAAACAUCUGCCGUAAUUUCUGCGAUAAGGAGGUGUGUCAGCGCGAGAAGGUUUGCCAGCGCGAACGCUCGUCCGAGCGCUCGGUUUGCCAGCGCGAACCGUCUUGCGAGAAGCAGCAACAGCAACAGCAACCGCCAGCUGGCCAUCACCAUCACGAGCAACACAUGCACCGCGUGGAGGAUACUUGCAAGACCGAGGGAGACGUUCACAGCCACGAGCAUAAAACGUCGAACGUGUGCCGCUUCACCUGCGAGUCCGACAUCGAGGAGGCACCAGAACCACAACCUAUGCCGGCAGCCGUGCGAGAACAAGCGCGGGAGGACGAGAGACUGGAUCUAUCGAAAAUCGUGCCGCCGGACGUCGCCAUUUGCCCGAAAGGUAUCGACGCCGAGCACGAUCUUUACACCGAAAUCGAAGAGGAGGACAAGGAUAACCUGCACAUCAAGAAGACGACAACCUACGAGAAGACCGUCGAGUUGGUGACGCCCGAUCGAGAAGGGGCCAAUCCGUUUGCACAGCAGCAGCAAGACCAAGGCGAAGUCACGCGGGAGGAAUUCACCCAAAGAUCUUCGACCGUGGAUCGAGAGGUUGAGGGUAUCUCGGACCAUCGACACGUGUCCGAAACCACUGAGACCCUGUCGAAACGAAUCGAGUCACAACGGAUGAUCGAAGAAGCGCGUAAGCAUGAAGAAGUCGAGCGCCAGCGUCGCGCCGAAGAGGAGCGCAGGCAACGUUACGAGGAAGAGCAACGAAGACAAGCGGAAGAGCGUGAGAUCGCGGAAAUGUAUCGUCGCGAGGAGCAGAGGAAACGCGAGAAGGAAGAAGCCGAUCGCCAAAGAUACGAGGAGGAACAACGUCGCAUGGCACAAGAGCAAGCCGAAAGAUCCGGUGGCAGAGGUUGUCGCAGUGAACAGCGCACCGAGAUUGUCGAAGAGUAUCACACCGGAGGCGGGUCGCGCGAGCGCAUAAUCGAUGUUCAAGUGGAAGGCCAGAACCCUCCUUGUUCUCAGUGCUCUUACAGCAGCGUCGAGAUCGAAGAACGACCGCCGUCGCGCGAACGCAUUAUUCCCAUCCAGAGAGAGGUGGACGAACCGCCGUGCAAGAAGGAAAUGCGCCAAGUGACCGAAGAAGUCAAUAUCAAGCAGCACUGUGAGCACCGUGACUACGAGGAACAACGUCGCAAAAGCUUACGAGAGCAGGUCGAGGUUCAUCAGAGCUUACGCCAGCAACAGCAACCGCGCCAACAAUCCCUUCAGGAGCGUCGGCUUUGCUCCAGAUUCCGUGAUCAGGGGCAAGGCCAACAACAGCAGCAGCAGACUUGCUCGAAAAAGCACGUCCAGUUCGUCAAGCAAACGGACGGUGGACCAUGCCCGUUGCCAUCGCCAAUCGUCAACUCCACACCAAAGGAAUGGAAAUCUGAAAUGUGCAAAGCUUUGACCACGGCACCGGAUCAGCCUUACUCGCCGCUCGGUAGACCUCAGCAACAGAGCGAAACACGCGAGGUUUACCGCAGUGAAGUCACUUACGAGCAGAACAGUGUAUGCAGCAAGUGCCAUCCUCAGCUACCACCGGAACCACAGCGAGCCAAAUCACCGUUCGUCGAAGCACUGACUACCGCCUCCGAUAGGCCGUACUCGCCACUAGGACGGGAAGUCGAUCCAAACGCCACUAUAACGUGCCGAUGCCGGUCGCAAACUCCCGAUAUGAAGGACACGUACGAGGGUUACAGCGCACCGACGCAGAUACUAUACCGCAACAAGCCCAAGGAACCACCGCGAAAGCCAGAAGGCCCGAGACCUCUGCCCACUCCACCGCCUGAUUUCAAAUUCCGCAACCGAUCCGUAUCUCCGGCUUGCCGCUCUAGAUCCCAGACACCUAGCGGAAGAAUCUCCUCGUGUGGAUUGAAGAGACCAGACAAUAUCCCGAUUUAUCAGAAACACUUGGUAUGCGAGGAGCAGGCACCAGUUCAGGAACACGAUUACCCGCCAAGCAGAAAUUCCACGCCAGCUUGCUGUAGCGCUGCGGCAGGCCCAGCCGAACCACCGGCUUGUGUCGCUCAAUCUUGUGCUCGAAAACCCGAAGCUGCGUGCACACGAGAGCAGACACCCGAUCGCACGGAAACGACUAGAUACCAUUACGAAGAGGAUACUCCUCAGUCCCACAAGACAACGGAUACGGUAUCUUCGAAAACGAUGUCGUGGGUCGGUCAACAUCAGCACUUUCAGGUGCACGACGACACGGUCACCGAAGAAUGCGACGGUAGCCAUCACGUGAGGACAAUGGAGCACAAGAUCAAGGAAUACGACGAGCCCGAUGAGCCGUCGUGCUCUCCACCGCCCGCGAACGAUGAGUGCUACAUAGCUCAGAAUACCACGACUACGGUAACCUUACCGUGUCCCACAAAAAAGAAGAACGACCUGAUGGACAGGAUCAAGAAAACAGGCGUACGCGUGAUCGAUUCCGGUGCCCCGGAAGUCCGCAGAAUUUGCCACCAAAUACCACCUCCUGCACCACCAAAGCCACCUUGUCCCAUGACGGGUGUGCAGGUUUUGCCCGUCCGAGCUCACGGGGACACGAGCUGCAAAUCUGGCGUUGUUGUCGUGCCAUGCGACGGUAUCGGCGCCGACGGUGUUCACAUUAAACCAACGGCCGACCGUUCCGGAGUGUGCGUGUCUCCGUGCCAGGCUGCCACAGGCGGUAUCUGCAAGAAACCCAAGUGCUACUGCGGCUCGAUGUCUAAUCAAUGCACGACGAACCUCGGCAACGUCGAGACAACUCGCAGCGUAAACUCCAGCACCUCCACUCAGAGCAGCUGCAACAUCAGCGGCUACCGCUCGGUAUCGUGUCCCAAGACUCCGCCCAAGUGUCUUGGCGCUUCCAGGGCCAACCUCCCUUUCCCUCAGAUCCCCCUACCCGAGGAGGAUCCCGAGCCCUCGCCCGAACCCACGCCUCCGUGCUGCCAACAAGUCGGCUCGACCACGACGACCUUCAGCUCGAACGAGUGCACCAGCAGCAGCUUCAAGCCUAUCCAGCAACAGCCGCGCACUAACCUAUGCAAUCAGAUAACGACGCUGACGCUUUGCAAGCGCGAGAGCAAGCCGCUGCCGCCUCCACCGCCGCCGGUGCCGACGGUGCAGCUUUACAAGCCUAGCUGCCAGACGCCGCCGCCGCCUCCUUGCAGGACGAGCAGCAGCACGAUAACGCAAAAUCGAUUCCGCCGCGAAACCACCACCACCCAAUCCCAAAACCGCACCCAAACCCAGACCCGCUGCCAAACUAGCAAGACCCAGAGUUCAGUAGAUCCACCAAAUUUGUCAUCCCACCCGGAUCUAGGUGCUGGUUGCGGAUUCGGCGGCAACAAAGGGGGUACCUUCGCCAGCAGCAUGGCGCCCAAUCGCGGACGCGGUAUUCUCAACCAGGCUGGAUCAGGACUGCGCAUACCACUUUGCGCGGCCUGCAAUAACCAAGUCAGGGGUCCAUUCAUAUCGGCACUAGGCCAGAUCUGGUGCCCUGAGCACUUCGUCUGCACGAACUCGCAGUGUCGCCGCGGCCUGCAAGACAUCGGCUUCGUCGAAGAGAAAGGACAGCUCUACUGCGAAUACUGUUUCGAACGUUUCAUUGCCCCACCCUGUGACAAGUGCAAUAACAAAAUCAAAGGAGAUUGUUUGAAUGCCAUUGGAAAGCACUUCCAUCCUGAAUGUUUCAACUGCGCGCACUGCGGAAAGCACUUUGGCAACAGUCCUUUCUUCCUUGAAGAAGGGCUACCGUAUUGCGAAAGAGACUGGAAUGACCUCUUCACGACGAAAUGCUUCGCCUGCGGUUUCCCAGUAGAAGCAGGAGAUCGUUGGGUAGAAGCUCUCAACAACAACUACCACAGCCAGUGCUUCAAUUGUACGAUGUGCAAAAAGAAUCUUGAGGGGCAAAGCUUUUACGCUAAGGGAGGUCGUCCAUUCUGCAAAAAUCAUGCGCGCUAGGCAAUCAAUGAGCGAACCAUCGACAAACAAUCGAACUCCUACCCACGAGCAACGAUAAUCUACACUAAAAUAAAGUUGCACGCAUCGAAAAUAAAAAAAGAAUUCUAUAUAUAUAUAUACGUAUAUUGUAAGCUUACACACGUAAUGAUAGAUAAGAAAUAUUGAAGAACCUGGAUGACGAUCGUCGUGCAGAUAUCGUCGCAUUAUCUAACUGAACGAUCGACACGAUUGAAAUCUUGUUCACGACUAUGAAUUUGGAUCCAAGCAAUUGUACGAUUUCUCCGUUUCUCUAACCAGUGAUAGAGAAGCGCUUUGAGAAUAUUAAUGAUAACAUGCGCAUUGUCAUAGCUAUUUUGAGAAUUUUUGGCUGGGGGGGAUUGCAGUGAGGAGGCGUGUGCACCGAACAUGAAAGCUACGAAAUACCAAAAAAGUAAUGUAUAUGUGUAAAUGUAAGACACUGUGUUGUAGGCUUGAGCGCUUGCCGAUUUCUUUUCCGUGUGUGCGCCCAUUUCCGGGAAGGCCAUCCGAGGGCGGCGAGCCAGCUGAAGUGCAAUUACGCGAGAGCCCACGUUCUUGCAAUUGAUUUUUCGCUCGUUUCACUUCGAGUACUGAUAUUUACGUUGGAAAAAUUCUCACAAGCAGCGCCAAUUUUCGCUUUGGGGGGUGCGUUCGCUCGAGCACGCGAGCUAUUACAACGAGUUACGAGCACAUUUGAAGAAACAAGACGCGGGGGCGAGCUUUGAAAAGAAGUCGUGGGCACAGAGCAAGCUACGCAAGCAUCUAAAUUUAUCGUAAGCGCGAGUCCAAUCAUUUUACCGACUAUCGCAUUAAUUUAAGCUUAUUAAUUCUACUCAAAUCAUAACAAACUUUUUCUUCUGCAUUGUUGUCGAAAGCUUCUCGACGCCUUUUAUCCUCCUUUGCUUUUUCUUCUUUAUCGAAGACGCAAGAGUUUCUCGACUCCGCGGAAGUCGAUUUUUCAAGUGCUUAAUUAUCUACGUGUAGAGAGAGAAUUAACGACCGACUAGUUGCCAUAUUUAUUCGCGAACAUGUGGUUGACUGACCGCAUCCUGUUCUCUUUUCUUUCGUGUCAACUUUUAUCUCGUGCUAUAAUUAAUCAGGAAGAAAUAACAUUUAUGCAAAAAAGUCGCUACUUUCAGACUAAAAUUGCUUUACGUUUUUGCUUUGAAUCAAUUAAUAACGUAACAAGAUGACUACAAAGUUGUAAAAAAUUUUAACCAGCUUAAUUGCGCGUUUAUUUAUACACGUUGGAGUGAACGAACCGAGUGAAUGUGCUAAAAAUAAAAAAAAAAUAAACCUUUUAAGUAAUAAAAAUGGUAACUCACAACGAGAUUGCGAAUUUUUCAUAACCGCGUUCUUCGCGAUCGACGAAAAAGAAUACCUUGCGAAAACUGGUUUUUUGCUAUCAAUGUAUGCUUCGCGUUUUAAGCAAUAACAAUAAAACUCAAUGAAGAAAAUAAACUACGAAAAACAUGACCAUCAGCACCAAUUUUUUUGCAAGUAAUGUUCAUCAAAACGAAUUUCAUAUAUAUUGGAGCCUGACUUUUUUAUAAUUUAAAAUGUAAGGAUUUCGUUUGGAAUCUUUAGGGGAAUUUUUUGUUUUGUGUAAUUAUUGCGUGAUGCUUAAAAUGAAGCCCACGCAUCCGUGUUAUGUGUUGCUUACAAUAAAGUUAAUUACAAA